GCCAAGAAAAAUCAGAAGAAGAAGAAGCGAGCAGUGCUACGACGGGUACGGUAUUGUACGCAGCUUCCAUCCUAAUUUUCUCUCGCGGUUAGAUUGUUCACUGUCUUCCAAAGAUGGUCCGAACACAUUUUGGACCACCACGCUUAAAGCCCAGACCUUAUGGAGACAGUCAUGCUAGUGGACAUAGUGAAGGGCAUUACAACCCCAACUCCAGAAGUCGAAGAGAUGUACAGGGCUACCCUGCAAAGGCUCCUCCUAACUGGAGAGAAUCCAGAGGUAGAGGACGACCCCCAGCUGUCAGAAGAGUUCCUCUGAUGGGAGAGCAAAGGGAGCCACGUUUUAAUAACUGGAGGUCCCAAAAUCAGGAUUCCUUUCAAUCGUAUCAUCCCAAAAUGGAACCACACCAUAGCCAGAGGCGGCUGCCUCCAUCCAGGCCACCCCGCUCCCCUCAAGUCCAGCAUCAGUCAUCAUCUCAUGGCCCUGCGCAAGGACAUCAUAGUCAGAGAGGUCCAUCUUUUCAUGGCCACCCCUCUGGUCACAGAUCAUCUUCCCCAAGGCAUUUUCGUAGCCAUCCUGCUGAUAGGAGGCCAGGCUCUGCACCAGGCUACCAGGGACCUUUCAAGGGCCCAAAAAGGCAGUCAGGGUUUCCCCAUCAGGAACAGCGGAGUCGAGACCCUCGGGGGAAUUACAGUGGAAGAGGAAGGCCCACUCAGGAACACUCGGGUCACAGCAUGAAGCGCUGGCACGAGGCUGGAUCAUUCUCACAUAAUGGGCAACACGGGCCCUCAGGGUCACAGAGGAACCCCAGAGAGAUGCAUGGGAGAGGCUCAUGUACAGAGAGGUACAGGCGUGAAGCAGCAAGCCCAGCUGGGUGGUCAUCUGAGCAAGACUCCAGGCGCCAGCGUGGUCCCGUGGAGAGGCAGGGUAGCCGAUCCCACAGUAGAGAGAGGGCACAAGAUGUCCCUCACCCACCUCCUUACAGAUCCCCUUCAUGGAAAGGAGGCCCAUCACCUUCAUCCUCCUACCACAGGGAGAGGCAAGUGGCAGGACCCCGCAAGAGGAGGAUAUCAGACAUCAGCAUGUCCUCAGACCCAGCACUGGAGCAUGGCAAUGCAAAACAGCCCAGGAGAGUGAGGCCUCAACUCCUCAACAUUCCCAGGCCAUUUGGUGGCAAACCCUUGUCUCUUAGAGAUAAAAGUUUCCUGGUUAAGAGCCGACAAGUCAAAGCAGAGUCCCUCAUGAGGCUGAGAAUCCCCCCAUAUGUGAGACCCAGGUUUCGCCUGGGUGAUUCUGCUUCACAAGGAAACACCAGCUCUGUUCUUGCUCUCAGGAAGAAACGUUUCCAAUUAAAUGCAAUACCCCUGAGAAAGUUUGAGUCAAGAAGGGCAAAACCACAACAGUCACUCCCCAGAGAAGAAAGCAGUGCCAACAAGUCUUCAAGAGACUCUGAUACAGGAAAAGAACAGGUGGAGUCUCGCCGGUCCUUGAGCGCGCACAGAGCUUCUCCCAUAGAAAAACGCGAUCUCGUUGUUUUGUCCCACUGGCCACCUGGACCGAGUUCCUCUUCCAAGGACUGCUCGCCUUCAAAGGGCCGCAGCCCCAAGUCAAAGAGUGAUCACAGUUCAGAUGCAGAUACCACACCCAACAGACGACUCUCUAAGUCAAGUGAUACCAGAUCUUCCCCUGAAGACAGAAAACAGGGAUAUUUGGACAAGAGGGAGUUUAGGCCUGUUAAUAUGAUGCAGGACAGCUACAGACCUGGGAGGCCCUUAAAGAGACAAGGACCAGGACCAAUGCAAAGAACAAAGUUCACUGGUAGUCCACGGAAGACAGGCCCCGAACUGUCUGGAAAUUUCAGAAGACCACUCAUGGAGAGCUUGGUGCCGCGUCCUUUUCCAAAUCAGAGACCGGUGUUCAGAAAAAGUUACAGUAUUGUGUCCAAAUACCGUAACAUGAGAGUGAUGCGUCAGCGCGCACCGUACAGUCGAGGACCCAACCAGCAACGCUGGUGAUGACCGCUGGAUAGGUCCUGUAUCCUGCUAACACGGUUGGAGAAAAUGCUCAUCAAACUCUCUGCUGUUGUGUGAACUGCAGGAAAGCCUCACUACAGUCCCAUCCCACAUUGUGAAAGUGUUGUUUUAAUUUCUGUGUUUUACUUUGUCCUUUGUAAAAGUACUGCAGUAUUUUGUUUGACAUUGCUUGUAGCAUAGACCAUUAUAUUAUACAGCCCUGCUUUCCCUUCCACUUAGGCGAUUUGGUGAUUGCUGGUUGUGAUCUUGGGCGUCCUUGUUUUUACUCUUGGCUUUUUUUUCUUUCUUUUUUUUUUACCAGCAGCAUCCCAUUUCUGGUUUAAGUGGGAGGGGGGCAUUCACUUUAGUAUCUGACCUUUUACUGUCUGUCAAGACUCAUGACGAGAUGUCUUUGAUUAAUCUUGGAUGUUUCAUUAGAAAACAGCGUGAGAAUGGACACUUAGGGGUACUACUUGUAAAGCUUGAGUUUGACACUUUCAAUAAAAUCAGAUUUAACACUCUGA
Messenger RNA from Archocentrus centrarchus (flier cichlid), 2533 nucleotides. Its product is annotated as serine/arginine repetitive matrix protein 2. The coding region runs from base 114 to 2012 and encodes 632 amino acids. The record is from RefSeq and is a predicted model, not a curated record. The transcript is spliced from 10 exons. NCBI's taxonomy places the organism in Eukaryota, Metazoa, Chordata, Actinopteri, Cichliformes, Cichlidae.